Molecule: messenger RNA, 2671 nt
Organism: Ipomoea nil (Japanese morning glory)
Lineage: Eukaryota; Viridiplantae; Streptophyta; Magnoliopsida; Solanales; Convolvulaceae
Product: protein NETWORKED 4B
Exons: 6
Coding region: 564-2411 (615 amino acids)
Cellular component (GO): vacuolar membrane
Molecular function (GO): actin binding
Source: RefSeq, a predicted model, not a curated record
UUGUGAAGUCGGUUUCCGUCUUUUCCCAUUUGUAUCCUUCUUCUCCUGCUCUCCACUUUCCCUCACUCUUCAGAUUCAUACAUUUCACAUAACUCCAAACCAAACAAUAUUUAUAUAUAAACCCAAGUUUUAGAUUCUCCAUUGUUAUCCCCAUUUUCUUUGUCUUUCUUAUACCUCUCUUCGCCCUCACUGCAAGCUUCAAAGUUCAAACCCCCGUGAUACAACCAAGAAUCUUUCAAUUCCAAAAGAUUGUCAGAAGCUUUGGCCUGAGAUUUCUCCGCCGAGAUUCGCCUCCCGCGUCUGAUCUCAGUGUGAAAAAAUAUAAUAAUUAUAAAUCGAGGAACAAGGCCGCGUGGAUAUAGCUGGAAUAUAUGGUAGUACAGUUGUGAAAAUUUUCUUCUCUCCCGCGGACUGUAAUCCCGCCCUGGAUCUUCACGCUCCUUCCUCUACGCGUGCCUGCACGUUAGGUUUCGGUUGAGGUGCGUGUUUCUCGCCGCUAUCCCAGGAUUGUUGAUACGUCCCUUUUGAAUCAAGAAUUCUGGUCAGAUUGCAAGUUCAGCUCAAUGGCGUCCGACUUGGCAAAGUCAAGCAAGGCCAUGAGGAGGUUAGAAUCGAAAAAAUCACAUUCCUGGUGGUGGGAUAGCCACAUUAGUCCCAAAAACUCUAGGUGGCUUCAAGACAAUCUCGAGAAGAUGGACCAGAAUAUAAAACGGAUGCUGAAGCUCGUGGAAGAGGAUGGUGACUCGUUUGCUAAGAAGGCUGAAAUGUAUUACCAGAAGAGGCCGGAGUUGAUCAAUCUUGUUGAGGAAUUCUACCGGAUGUACAGGUCGUUGGCUGAACGUUAUGACAAUGUGACGGGAGAACUUCGGAAAAGCAUUCCUUCUGAUCUCCAAUCACAGGGUUCAGGCAUCUCUGGUCUUGGUUCUGAAUCGUCUUCUACUAUGCCUUCUCCUGAUUUGAGGCCAACUCGCCAAAAAUCUGGCCCUCGUGCCGCCGGAUUCGAGUUCUUUCUCGGGGGUGGACAUAGCUCGGAUUUCAACAAGGAAGGAGACGAAUCGUCAACAUUGGAUUCUGAGUCAGAAUCUGAUGAUUCAUCAUCCAUCAAUAAUUAUUCAACCACGCUGAGCAACGAUGAUGACCAUGGGUUACGCAGGAAGAUUUUUGAAUUGGAGAGUGAGCUUCGCGAGGUAAAAGAAAAGCUCCAUUUACAACAGCAAGAGAUUUCCGAAGGUUCAUUCAGAGGGUCUCAAGAUGGAAAUCCUGAAAUUCUUCUUGCUAGAGUAUCCGGGUACGAGGAAGAGCUGAGAAUUGCAAACGAUAGAAUCCUACUGUCAGAAGAAGAAAUUGUCAGGUUGAGAAUUGAGCUUCAGAAAUAUGAAUCAGGGUUUUAUACACUGAACAAUGGAGAGAACUUGGCGGUGGAGGCAAAAGAAUUGCCAGAACUUCACGGAAUUGCUGAACCAGAAGCCGAAAUUCUGGAUCCAGAAUUUAAGAAGAUUCAAGCUCUAGAAGAGGAGCUGAGGGUCACUAAAGAGAAGUUGCACAAUUCCGAGGAGGAGGUGAAAAGCUUAAGGCAGGAACUUAAGCGUAAUGAAAGUUCUAUAAAACAAUUGCAGGAUCAGCUCGGAUCGAAACAGAAAGAUGCUUCUGCUUGGACAACCAAACUCGACAAGGAGAAAAGAGAGAUCUCAAAGCUACAGGAUCGAAUUAUGAGGUACAAAAACAAUCUAUCAGAAAGAGAUCAGGAAAUCCGGGGAUUGAAGGAAUCGAUAUCCAACGCCAACAAGGCUUUAUCAGAGGAGAACUCACAGCUUCAAGAAGAAAUUACUAAACUAUUGAAAGAACGGGCGUACUUGCAGGAUAACGUCAAAGAAAUGGAUGUACGCUGCCAAUGUUUAGAGGACGAGGCGAGACGAGUCUUAGCUGGAAAAUCAGAAAUGGAAGCAUUGCUUGGAUCCGAGAUUGAGCUGUUAAAAAUAAGCAUCUCAGAGAGCAAUGAUCGCGUGGAAGAAUUGAAUCGAUGCAUCGAAGAACUGAAAUCAAAGAACGAGUUGCUGACUGCCGAAAAGGACGAGCUUAAUGCGAGAGUUGUCGCACUUUCUGCCGACCUAGAUUCUAGAGACGACCGCAUCCAUGAAACGAACAGGCAUAUGCAUCAACUGCAUAUGGAGCACGUUCAGUUGCUCGCUGAAAACGACGGGGCACGCAAACUGGUGGAGGAGCUGAGAUCAACGGUUAAAGAUCUCGAGACCGACAUAAGGAGACAACAUGAACUGAUCGAGGAAGGCGCAGAGGAGAAACGGGAGGCCAUCCGGCAGCUGUGUUUCUCGCUGGAGCACUACAGGAACGGCUACCAUCGCCUUCGAGAAGUUGUCAUGGGCAACAAGAGGGUACCUGUAAUGGCAUCCUGAAUCAUUGGCAAAAAAGCACAUCCCAGUCACCUCUUCCAUCUUUCCUUCUCUCUCUUUCCCUUUCCAAAUUUUUUGUAUUUUGACUGUUUUCAGUCCCAUGUAUUUUGUCAAGACUGUCAUGUUUUCUUCUAUUUUUUUGGGACUUCCAUACUAUAAGUAUACGUUCUGGUGCAACUUCAAGUUUGGAUUUGAAGUUGGUCGAGUAUAAGUGCUUUAUAAACUUGUAUUCUUCGAUUGAGCCUUGUUACUAUUUGGGUUUA